AAGAAGAAAGAACGUUGUGUGGCUGGUGGCCACUAUUCCUAGUGGUGGAAGAAGAAGAAGAAAGAACGUUGCCUUUGUCGCGUAUGGUACCAUGAUGUCCUCCACGAAAGUAAAGCCUAAGGUCAACGUCGACGAGGAUUCAAGAAGAUGCGGGCUGCCCUGUGUGUUCUUCCUGUUGUCCAGUGCCGUUAUCUUACACGUUAUCUACACAACUUCCUUCAGUGAAAUUUGGGAGACACCCAGCAUCCCUGAACUGCGUGACACCGAUGAAACUCCAUUUCCGGCUGAGAAUGUCACCAUUCCAGCAGCACUGAUGGGUCCAACCGUUACGGCGUCUUGCUCAGCUGAUCGAGUUCAUACGUUGUUCUUCUUCCACACGGAUGCUUCGCAUAGGAAACGCAGAGACCUGUAUCGGAAAACAUCGCUGCAUGAAAACCUGAAACGGCGCUUCCAUUGGGAGGCCGUGUACUUCGUCGCGCUCCGGAACAACAGCACAUUGCAGCAGCACCUUUUGCAAGAAGGCGAGAAAUACGGCGACAUAGUCCAGCUGCAAUACGAUGAGGCAAUAUCCGAAUCAAGAUGAAGACCCUGCGACCAAACUUGACUUAUGACGCUAGGGGUCUGCCUUCCUUCAUUUCGCUUCUCCAUCCGUAUAACGAAAGCAAGUUUUUGACCUUAUGGAAAGAUGCGUCGCAGAGUAUUAAGUAAACAAUAAACUAGUAUGCGAAUUACA
Messenger RNA from Ornithodoros turicata, 733 nucleotides. RefSeq lists its product as uncharacterized. The transcript is spliced from 3 exons. The record is from RefSeq and is a predicted model, not a curated record. Bases 92 to 583 code for a protein of 163 amino acids. Lineage: Eukaryota; Metazoa; Arthropoda; Arachnida; Ixodida; Argasidae.